Molecule: messenger RNA, 891 nt
Organism: Talaromyces marneffei
Lineage: Eukaryota; Fungi; Ascomycota; Eurotiomycetes; Eurotiales; Trichocomaceae
Exons: 2
Coding region: 1-891 (296 amino acids)
Molecular function (GO): acyltransferase activity
Source: RefSeq, a predicted model, not a curated record
AUGGCCGCAAGCUUUACGCUGAAGCAAGUCCCUCUGGGUCUUCUACGACGCCAAAACCCAGUCAAUUCCAUCACAAGACGCUUCGCCUCAACCCUCACCCAAACCCAAGCCGGCUACCCUCUCUACCCAUCCGUCAGCCAACUCCUCCUCCUAAAGGGCAUCCCAGACUCUGAAAUCUUCAAAAUCCCCGCCACAGGACCCAAGGGCCGUCUGCUCAAGGGCGAUGUUCUCGCAUACAUCGGCGAAGUGCCCACUGGCUAUCCGGCUGAGGAAGCAGCGCGCAUCGAGAAGAUGGGACAUCUAGAUCUUAGCAAUAUCAAGAUUGCUCCUCCGCCGGCACCACCUGCACCUGCCGCAGCUGCUCCAGAGGAAAUUCUUCCAGAGUUGCCGUCAGAUAUUUCGAUUGCCGUGUCGAUUUCGUUGGAAUCGGUCUUGUCGACUCAGAAACGUAUUAAGGAUACCAUUGGCGUCACCGUGCCAUUAUCAACAUUCAUUGCGCGAGCUACUGAAGUCGCAAACGAUGAUCUCCCGCGCUCAGCGGCCGAGGCGCCAUCAGCAAGUGAACUCUUCGACGAAUUGCUGGGUGCUACGCCCAUCAAGUUUACGCGCGGAAACUACAUGCCGGAAAUCAAUACUGUGCCUCUCGACGAGUUUGAGAGUAUCGAUGAAGACCUGGUGUCAGCUAGCCAGGAUGUUGAUAUUAUUGAUAUCUUGUCGGGCAAUGUUUCCCCCAGCUACAAAUCGAGUUAUGUUGAGCCUACGGCCCCCACCGCUUCUGCGCUCAAUGUAUUCAGUCUCACCGUCCCCGUUGGCGAGGAGAGGAGGGCAAAGAUGUUUUUGGAUCGGUUGAAUACUGUUUUGACUGUUGAUCCUGGUCGAUUGGUUUUUUGA